AUGAAAUCAUCGGUUAAAAAUGCCCAACAAUGUAAAACGAAUAGAGCUCGAGUCAGGCUCUUAAAAGGAAUAGCAUUAAGCCUUUGCGAUGAAUUUUCGAAGGAGAAACAAGAAUUAGAGAUUAUAGAUAAUGAAUACAAAAAUUCACUCGAAACUAAGAGAAUGAACGAGGAACGCUAUAAAGACUACAAGAAAAGUGCAGAAGAGGCUUAUGCUGCCAAAGAUCUUACAAUUGCUUCGAUUCUUUUGAAGAAAGGUCAUACAUUGACAUCGACAUUGCCUGAACGUGAUCGCCCUUCUUAUAACGAAGUUGAUAAUAACAACAGCGUUCAUAGCAAUUACAAUCAAAACCAAAUCGAUAUUGAUGUCAUAAGAAACAGGGUCCAAAAAACUAGAGCUGGAACCAAGAAAUUAACCGAAACAAUAAAUAUUCUUAACCAGGGAUUGUCGGGUCUCAAGCAAGAAAGAACGAUUAAGGAAGUUAAUUGCAAAAACUUAAACGAAAAAAAUGAUGAAUUCAAGAAAUACUUUGACGAUUACCAAAAGUUAAUUGAUGGGACCUUAACUGAUAAAAAUCUUUACAUAUUGAAUAGCUUUUAUGAUGGAGUUGAUAACAAUAAUUUAUUAAUUACUAACUAUUACACUGAUUAUCAAUAA
Ambispora leptoticha is the source of this 657-nucleotide messenger RNA. Lineage: Eukaryota; Fungi; Glomeromycota; Glomeromycetes; Archaeosporales; Ambisporaceae. The record is from the annotation of a GenBank genome assembly.